This is a messenger RNA of Monosiga brevicollis MX1, 1683 nucleotides long. RefSeq lists its product as uncharacterized. The transcript has 6 exons. Lineage: Eukaryota; Choanoflagellata; Craspedida; Salpingoecidae. Bases 1 to 1683 code for a protein of 560 amino acids. The record is from RefSeq and is a predicted model, not a curated record.
AUGGCGGCUCCACCUAACAGUUCAGACACGGCACCCGCCGCUGGAAAUCUGCAGCGGAUGACCGCCAUCCAGAUUGAUCUGGACGAAGGAUCAACCGAUACGGACGCAUCUUUGCCGGCCUCGCAGCAGCAGCAGCAGCACACCGCUGCUCCCAGCAGCCGUCGUUCUCUGGAUCGCAACGCCUUGAGCUUCAGCCACUACCGCAACGAAUCCCUCGAAGAGGAUGAUGACCUUGUCAACGGUCCCCUCUCAACCAGCAGCCGUAGCUUGCGCCUCAGCCUCCUUCCAGCUCACCACACCUUUCCACACGACAAGGAGCUUCAGCACGCCCUCGCCGCGUCCUCCCGCAGCUUGCACGAGAACAGCAGCACACCUCCCCCUCUCCACAGCCCCAAAAGCCCCCGACGCCCCCGCGGCCACACCCGCAACAAGUCUGUUGGUGGCCAGCCCUCCCAAUACCCCGUGCGCCCCAGUGAACUGCGAUCGGCCCCCAAGCGACACCACACCAUUUCGACCCAGUCCGGCUCCGCCCCCGCCACACCCGCCAACAACAGCCAUACCCACGCUCGUUCACGCACCCAGACUCAUACUCAGGCCGCCAACUCGCCGCAGCCUCUUCACCAACAACCUGACUCUCCGUUCGGUGCCUUUCUACCUGCGCGUCACACCACCCCUUUAUCAAACCCAGAGAUCGGUCCCGGUGCGUCUACCACCUCCGCCACUGGUCCUGCCAAGGUUCCAACCUCUGCUCGUUGCCACCAGGGCAUCCUCGUCGACGUGGAUGCAGUGCUCCACGGAGCCCCAAUCACCCACGACAUUGACCAGCCCGCCCGAGAUUUCUCCACAAAUUAUGAACAGGCCCAGGUGGACGGCAUGAGCGUUGCCAAACCACCUCCGGGUCUUUCCCGUGAAGCCAGCCUGGAGGAUGCGGAUAGCACAGACUCGGAAGAACCCACUGAGGAAGAGAUUCAAGAACUUGACCUUGACGCCAUUGAACCAAUAACUAUCCGCCUCAUUCACCAUGUUCACCGUGACAAGCUUCGCGAAUACGAAAUGUUUCUGCAAUACGUCCUGAGCCUCGCGACGGCUGAGCGACGUUGCUUUGGUGUCACUACACUGCCCAUCAAGUUUGGCCGCCAUCAUCGCUGGAUGAUCAUUCUUCGCUUUUUGAAUCAGGCAGGCUACCUGCAAUGGCGUCGCGACUCCCAGGUGGGCCGCCUUCUCAAGGCUUUGCGAAAACAGAAGGUUUUUGAAAUGGGGCAGGAAGAGGCUUUUUGUGCUGAAGUCUAUCUUGGUUGGUCCGUUCACCUGCAACAAGAUCUGUAUAACCGUGAGGCGUCGUACAACAACCUUCUGGCACGCGGUUAUCCCAAGUACCGUUACCUUUUGGUCAUGGUCCUCUCCUUCUGGGUCGCUUCGACUCUGCUUAGCAUUGAGAAUGACACGCACUCGUGGUCAAGCUAUCGCCGAGACCUCAUUGAGGCCUUUGAUCUUUACGACGGCGGCUCCGAGUACAUUCCCUUGGCCGAAUUCCUUUACGUUUUGGUUCUCUGCCCACUUGCUUACUUUGUUUUUGCCCCCAUCUUUGAAAUCUUGGCAAGCUGCUGGCUCAACCGCCCGGUGCCCCGAGAACCCACCAACAGCUUUGCGCUCUACGCCCUCUACCGCAUCUUUGUCAACUAG